Symbiodinium necroappetens is the source of this 852-nucleotide messenger RNA. Lineage: Eukaryota; Dinophyceae; Suessiales; Symbiodiniaceae. The record is from the annotation of a GenBank genome assembly.
AUGGCACAGAUGUACGUGGUGAAGCGCGAUGGACAGAAGCAGGAAGUGAAGUUUGAUGCAAUCACGCGGCGCAUCCGGCGGCUUACUGAUGGCCUGGACACACGCUUUGUCGACCCGGUUGUUGUCACGAGGAAGGUGGUAGAAGGCUUCUACAGCGGGAUUUCCACUUCCGAAGUGGACGUCUUGGCUGCCGAGACCUGCGCGUACAUGUCUCAGAAGCAUCCUGACUUCUCUGUACUGGCAGCUCGCAUCGCUGUGUCGAACCUUCACAAGAACACAUCGGAGUCCUUCUAUGAGACCUGUCGUAUCCUCCAUGGCUACGUCGACCCUCAAGGGCGAUCAGCCUCGCUGAUUUCACAGGAGGUGUGGGAGUUCAUUGAGGCCAACGCACAGCGCUUGGAUGAGGGCAUUGACUACAGCCGUGAUUUGGGCUACGACUACUUUGGCUUCAAGACGCUGGAGAAGUCUUACUUGCUAAAGGUGAACGGUAAAAUUGUGGAGCGGCCGCAGCACCUGCUCAUGCGUGCAGCCUGCGGCAUCCACGCGGGUGACCUGGAGGCUGUCUUGGAGACCUACGACCUCAUGUCCAGGAAGUACUUCACGCAUGCCAGCCCCACCCUCUUCAACGCGGGCACGCCGAACGCGCAGAUGUCUUCCUGCUUCCUCUUGAAGAUGCAGGAGGACAGCAUCGAUGGCAUCUAUGACACAUUGAGACUUCGCCUGAUGUUCCGCAUAUCCUUUUCUCUUGUGAAGUCGGAUGAUGAACUCCAAAUCCAGGGCUCAAGCCCCUGCACCUUCAAUAUGUUGCUCUUGUUAUUAGUAUUUAUUGUGUGUCAGCAUUGUUGUUAUUAA